GGAUCUGGGAAACGUCAUUCCCCUUUCCUCUUCGGCUCGGAGGCUGCGGCUGCGGUGACUGCUCGUGCUGUUGCUGUCGCCGCUGCCGGUUUGUUACCAUGGCUGUGCUCGCCCUUCUGGCUUUGCUCCUUCCUGGUGUAUUGGGGAAUGAGUUUAGCGUGCUAAGAUCACCAGAAUCUGUUGUUUUCCGAGAUGGAAAAUGGCCAAUACCCGGAGAUCGAAUUCCAGAUGUGGCUGCAUUAUCCAUGGGCUUUUCUGUGGAAGAAGAUCUUUCAUGGCCUGGACUUGCUGUGGGCAACUUAUUCCAUCGUCCUCGAGCUACUGUUUUGGUGACGGUGAAGGGAGUGGACAGUUUGGGUUUACUCAAGAAUGGUGUUGUUUCAUACCCUCUUGAGAAUGCAGUUCCUUUCAGUCUUGACAGUGUUGCAAAUUCUAUCCAUACGUUUUUUUCUGAGGAAACACCUGUAGUUUUGCAGUUGGCUCCUAGUGAGGAAAGAGUGUAUAUGGUGGGGAAAGCAAACGCCGUAUUUGAAGACCUUUCAGUCACUCUGAGGCAGCUGCGCAAUCGCCUGUUCCAGGACAACUCCAUUCUUAGCUCUCUGCCUCUUAACUCUCUGAGCAGGAACAAUGAUGUUGAUUUGCUAUUUUUCUCUGAGUUACAAAUUCUACAUGAUAUUGCAACUUUGUUGUCCCGACACAAGCAUCUAGCCAAAGAUCAUUCUCCUGACCUGUAUUCUCUGGAGCUGGCAGGCUUGGAUGAAAUUGGAAAACGUUAUGGAGAAGAUUCUCAGCAAUUCAAAGAUGCUUCCCAGAUCCUUACCGACUUUAUACAAAAGUUUGCAGAUGACAUGUAUGACCUUUAUGGUGGGAAUGCAGUAGUGGAAGUAGUAACAGUAAAGUCGUUUGACUCCCCCCUUGUGAGAAAGACACGUUCUAUUCUUCAGGCAAAACAGAAUAACAAUCCAGGAAAUCCAUAUAAUCUUGCGUAUACAUAUAAUGUAAAUUAUGCAGUAGUCUUCAACAUAAUUCUUUGGAUAAUGCUGGGCUUAGCCUUAGCUGUGAUCAUCAUCUCCUAUGGCUUGUGGAACAUGGAUCCUGGAUACGAUAGCAUUAUUUAUAGGAUGACAAAUCAGAAGAUCCGAAUGGAUUAACCUUUUUCUGUGCCAUCCUAAUAAAAUAAUAUGGAAACCACCCAUAUUGUAUUAAGAUAAGUCUUUUGGUAUGGUUUAAGGUGGAUAUUGUAUUUAAAAUGUAUUAAAAGACAAGAUUUGUUUUCUAUUUUGUGUGUACUUGUAACCAUUUUUCAAAGUGGUAAUAUUUAAGUGAAAAUGUGACAAUAAAUCCUUCACUCUGCUAUGUUA
This is a messenger RNA of Phascolarctos cinereus (koala), 1361 nucleotides long. RefSeq names its product ATPase H+ transporting accessory protein 2 (gene ATP6AP2). The record is from RefSeq and is a predicted model, not a curated record. Gene Ontology annotation, biological process: positive regulation of Wnt signaling pathway. Lineage: Eukaryota; Metazoa; Chordata; Mammalia; Diprotodontia; Phascolarctidae. Gene Ontology annotation, molecular function: signaling receptor activity. Gene Ontology annotation, cellular component: external side of plasma membrane; membrane.